Molecule: messenger RNA, 1159 nt
Organism: Drosophila rhopaloa
Lineage: Eukaryota; Metazoa; Arthropoda; Insecta; Diptera; Drosophilidae
Product: secreted RxLR effector protein 161-like
Exons: 2
Coding region: 160-780 (206 amino acids)
Source: RefSeq, a predicted model, not a curated record
GGUCCAUAAAACUAAAAUAAAAACGACUUUUUGAUGAUUGAGGACUUUUGAACGAUCUACAAUAUAUCGUUAAGAACUCAUUGUACUCAUCCCAAAUCGUGAAGUUAUCUCCAAGUCUUUGCAACUACCGUGUGUGUCGCGCGUAUUACUGAAUAAAUUAUGACUCGACCAGACAUCGCCUACGCCGUGAACUUCUUAAGUCAGUUCAACUCGAGCUACGAUGCAAACCACUGGAAAGCAGCUAAGCGAGUUCUUCGAUAUCUACGCAGAUCGGAAACCUGGGACUACUUUUUCAAGGCUCAAGCGAAGAUUUGUAUGGCGUUGUCGACGCAGACUGAACGCGCAAACUUAACCGAUCGGCGCUCAUACUCAGGCCAGGCGUUCAUCCUAGCAGGUGCGGCUGUGAGCUGGGAGGCACGCAAGCAAAGGACCGUGGCACUAUCCAGCACGGAGUCUGAAUAUCUGGCAAUGUCUAGCGCAGCCAAGGAAGCUGUGUAUUUAAAGGCACUUCUAAAUAGUCUAGGCUGGACCUGCGAGACUGUCAAAAUUUUUAACGACAACCAAAUCGCUCAGAGCUUGGUCAAAGGUUUCGGUUUCCAUCCACGCAGGAAACAAAUAGACGUACGUCAUCAUUUUAUACAGGAUAUGUACAAGAGUGGUGACAUCGAUAUAGAGUAUAUGCAAACCGAUAAGAUGCCAGCUGAUGUCAUGACCAAAGGGCUUAAUAGUUUCAAGCAUUCGAAUUGUAUUUCUUGGCUCGGCAUCACUUGUAUCAAUUAAUUUAUAAAUGGUUACUUUCAGGGCGCGUGUUGUAAUUUGGAGUAUUAUUUACAAAGUAACAAACUGGUCACAUCACUCACACUAAAACGACUUCGACAUUGUACUUCACCGUGAAAAGAAGAGACACGGCUUACUAGCAAAUAUAGUUAUAAUUUCCUAUGAACUUAACGUUCACUCGUGGCGUUAUUAUUUCGAAACAGAUUUACUGGGGGUAAUUCACGCAAGGAAUUCCACAAAUUCUCACAAAUUGUGUUUAAAAUUUCAAAACGAUUCGUCCAGCACAUUUUGCAGGAUCGUGUUCACCGACCUUAAAAUGGCAGCUUUUCCGGAAAGCGUUUUAAAGUUUUGGACACCCAAAAAUCGAAUACAAGUUUUACUC